AUGGCCGCUCCGGCGGCUGGCUCCGUCAUCCCGGGGUCGCCGGCGCCGGGAGGGUCGAGGAGGGCAGAACAGGCCGUCGUUAGCGCGGCGGGAAGGAGGAAGUCGCCGCCCCUGUCAACCCUCUCGGCCUUCAGCUUCAUCCCGGCCAGGCGGGAAGGGCCUCCCGAGCUCAGCUAUUUCCACCGGGAGGCCAAGACAGGAGAUCUUUCCACUUACGAUGCCAUUUUUAAAAGACCAGAGAGUUACAGCAAAAAUCUACACCGAUGCAACAGACAACAUGCAAACAGUUGUGGUCUUAACGUUAAUGAGGAGGAAAUGGCAACACCCAUUGCUGUUUUGUCAUCUUCAGAGUAUGGGAGACGCAUAAAUAAGCCUAUAGAGCAGCCGAUCCAAGAUCAUGCAAGGAUUAAUCAUGUGCAGGCAGAAUUCUACAGGAAAAAUGGCAUCACCUGCUUAUUGGAACAACCUUCUCCAAGCUUGUAUCCAUGCUAAUUCUCAUGUAUCUGUCCUUGCCAGCAACAUUUAUGUGGGAAAAGAAACAAAAAGCUUUUGCCUUUUCCUCUACAAUUCAGUUAAUGAGAAUGAUUUGGAUUAAAAAUAGGAUGAAACAGCAGCUGUACUUUUCCUCAUGCUAAUUCAAAUGUAUGUCUUCUCCUCAAACAAUAAAUAAAUCCAGCAGCAUUGAAUGAAUCACAGUAAGAACAAAGCAGGAACAAUCCCAGGAUGCUUUUUCUGAGAUCUGUAUCAAGCUUGCAUCAGUUAAGAGUGAGAAAGAAUAUCGCCAUAUUCCAGGCAGGUUAUUUUUAGUUUGGGACAGUCAGUACCAUUUACUUCUUUUAAGUAGUCUUCCUAUAUUUACAAACCAUCUGUGUUUGAAAAACUACUGGAAAUCAAAUUUGUUUGAGAACACCACCCCCUUCUGGUUGUGUGAGAAACAGGGAUCACCCGCUCCCUUCCACUGGGGAGAUUUGUAAGUCAUCAAAACCCAGUGUGAAUCUUCCUGCUUCAUUUCUUUACCUAUGUCACUCCCUUCCCUUUCAGUCCCUCCUCACUUUUGAAGGCUUUUCCUAGGUUGUUCCUCUUA
Messenger RNA from Colius striatus (speckled mousebird), 1084 nucleotides. It is a transcript of the gene CFAP90, whose product is annotated as cilia and flagella associated protein 90. NCBI's taxonomy places the organism in Eukaryota, Metazoa, Chordata, Aves, Coliiformes, Coliidae. Bases 1 to 492 code for a protein of 163 amino acids. The record is from RefSeq and is a predicted model, not a curated record. The transcript has 3 exons.